This is a messenger RNA of Triticum dicoccoides, 1551 nucleotides long. Its product is annotated as noroxomaritidine synthase 1-like. The transcript is spliced from 2 exons. Gene Ontology annotation, molecular function: heme binding; monooxygenase activity; oxidoreductase activity, acting on paired donors, with incorporation or reduction of molecular oxygen. The record is from RefSeq and is a predicted model, not a curated record. Lineage: Eukaryota; Viridiplantae; Streptophyta; Magnoliopsida; Poales; Poaceae. Bases 1 to 1551 code for a protein of 516 amino acids.
AUGUCGCCUCCAAGUGUCACCAUCGCUUUCAGAGGAGCUUCCUUGGCAUCGGUAACUACGGCAAGGGCAACGAGCGCCAAUUUGCGAUGGCAGACUUUGGUCCCCUACCCCCGCCUCGGCUGCCCACAUCGCUGCCGCCCGACUGCCCACAUCGCCGCGGCUCCGGCUGCCCACAUCACCGCCAAGGGCAAGGACCCGCGCAUCGACCAGGGGUACAUGUCGUCCUAUCCUAUUGAUCCAGCCUGGUACAUGGACACCGGAGCCACAGAUCACAUGAUGAACGAGCUCCACAAACUCUCCCCCUACCAGCCCUACUACGAGCACGAUCAGGGCACGGAAUUCGCCGAUAUCUUUGAAAUCAUGGGUGGCAGCCUCUUCACCAUCGACGGUGAGCCGUGCCGCCGACAACGUGCGAAAGCCAAGAGCAUGCUCAGCAGCCCGCGGAUCGUUGCCAGUAUGGCAGCCUACCUCUGUGGCAAGGUGGAGAACAACCUCCUCCCAUUGUUCACCCGCAUGGCGAUCACCGGCACUUCAUUCGACAUGCAAGAAUUGAUGUCGAGGCUUAUGUUUGACCUGGCUGCUACGCCUCUCUUCAGUGUGGAUCCAGGGCUCCUAUCCUUGGACAUGCCACCCAUGGACGCAGCGGUUGCCCUUGACACGGUGAUGGAGGUGGGAUUUUUUAGGCUCAUGAUGCCAGCAUCUUGUUGGAAGUCGAUGAGGUGGCUAAAUAUCGGCCCUGAGAGAAAGCUUGACACGGCACGCAUGGUGCUACGAGAGCUCGUCCGGGAGAUGAUGGAGAAGAGGAAGAUCACCUCAUGUCGUUUUGGACAUGGCAAGGAACAAGAGAGUGUGGAUAUUAUUUCUUCCUUCCUCGAAGACCCAGACUACGCUAAUGUUGACUUGCUCCAUGCGGUGAUCAUUAGCUACAUGCUCGCUGCGAGGGACACAAUUGCCACAACCCUAACAUGGAUCUUCUACAACCUUGCCCAAAACCCUAACAUCGUGUCAAUCAUCCGCAACGAACUUUCACCCAUUGCAUCACGCAAAGUAGCGGUAGGCGUGUGUACCCCGGUGAUCUUUGAGCCAGACGAGACCAAAUCUCUAGUAUAUUUGACAGCCACCUUGUACGAGACUCUCAGGCUGUACCCACCAGCGCCUGUCUUGUGCAAGACGGUGGCCGUAGAUGACAUCAUGCCGAGUGGCCAUGAGGUGCAUGCCGGUGACACCAUUUUUAUUUCUGUCCACUCCAUGGGGAGAAUGGAGGCUGUGUGGGGUAAAGACUGCCUCGACUAUAACCCACAUAGGUGGCUCACGGAUGAUGGCAACAACCUGCGAUACAUACCAUCUCACAAGUUCUUGGCAUUCAACUCAGGCCCGAGAAUGUGCCUCGGCAAGGACAUUGCAAUUAUGCAAAUGAAGACUGUCAUUGCUACAACGGUGUGGAACUUCGAUGUGAAUCUGGUGGAAGGGCAGAGCAUCCAGCCCAAGCCGUCCAUUAUACUGGAAAUGGAAAACGGGCUCAUUGUUAAGUUGAAGAAGAGAGAAAUAUAA